AUGAACUAAAAAAAAUUAAAAUAAAUAUAGCAAGCUCCUCCAUAAUAUGCCAAACCAAACAUAAUCUAGCGAAAAUAAAUCGAUAAAUAUUCAUAUUUAUUAAGUAAUCAGAUUGGUCGAGGUUACAGUUCUAUAGUAUUUCGUGGAAAAGACGAUCGUACAAACGAUGAGAAUUUAGCUAUAAAAGUGAUCGACACGAAAUUAAUGACAAAUGAAGUAUAGUUAUUUUUAUUAGGUAAUGAAAUAAAUGUUCUCCGUCGUUUACAAUAAACAUAAAAUCCUAAUAUAUUGAAGCUCCAUGAUAUAUUUUAGACCUAAAAUAAUACAUAUAUAAUAACUGAAUUAUGCAAUCAAGGAGAUGUUAAAGAGCUUUUAAAAUAAUACAAUCAUUUAAGCGAAGUUUAAGCUUUUAAAAUUUUAUCACAUAUUUUCAACGGAUACAAAGCUUUAGUUGAUAAUAAAAUAGUACAUAGAGAUAUAAAACCGGCUAACAUUCUAAUAAAAGAUGGAGUUUUUAAAAUUGCCGAUUUUGGUUUCGGAAAAUUUAUUGAUGAUCCUCCUUAUAAAUAUUAUUAUAGUGUAGGGACUCCGAUGUAUAUGAGUCCUUAAAGCCUUCUUAAAAAUGAAUAUGAUGUUAAAAGUGAUAUUUGGUCUAUUGGAAUUCUUUAUUAUGAGCUUCUCUAUGGAUGUACUCCUUGGAUUGCUGAAAGUGAAUAAGAUUUAAAAUAUAAAAUUUGCAAUAUUCCAGUACAAUUUCCUAACAAUGGAAUAUAUAUAUCUAAUGAAUCAAAAGAUUUUAUUAAAGGAUGCUUGCAAAUUGAUUAUACAUUAAGAUUUGGAAUAGAAGAAAUUGAGAAUCAUAUUUUGUUUGCUACUUAAAAUAAAACAUGUGUAAUAACUAUAGAUGAUGAUAAUACUUGUCAAUAAAAUUCUUAGUAAAUUUUUUCUUAUUCAUAAAAUUCAAAUAAUGACAAAAGUGUUGAAAUAAUAGAAAAUAGUAAUAAUAAUUUAGAGUAUUAAUUUUUAGAAUAAAUAUAACAAAAUAAUCAUAUUAUUUUAGCUUAAAUUAAUUAUUGUAGAUUUUUGUAUAGAUUGCAUAAAAUUUUAAUGGAAAGUUAAAUUUUAGAAAGUCCUUUUUUAAAAGAAAAAUUAGCAUAUUUAAUGUUAAAAAAUAUAUUGAUUAAAAUUAAAAAACUCAAUAAUUUAAGCGAUAAUUAAAUUAAUUAAUUAAAUCUUUCAGAAUGGAAUUUUUAUAUAAAUACUGAAAGUUAUUAAAGAUUUUCGAUUAUAAUAGGAGAAUAUAUAUUAAAAUAUUCACAAACUUAUAAUGAAUUUACAGAAACAUACAAAGAUAUAUUGUAAGAUAUUCUCUAUGAUAACAAUUUGAUUGAAUUUGAAAAUUUUUAUGUAUUAUAAGAUAAAUAUUUAAGAGCGACAAUUAGGGAAAUUAAUCAUUUAAUAAAAUUGAAAAUUGUUUAUUUCUUUUAGAAUAAUAAUAAUAUUGAGGAUAAUUAGUAAAAUUUACCAUAAGAAAUUGAAAAAGAUGUUGUUUUGUUAGAUUAUCUUGUCGUACUCUUUUAACUAACUUAAAUAAUUAUUGAAAAUUUUAAUAACUAUGCCUAUUUUGCUGAAAAGUCAUUAAUAGAAUAAUUUGUAGAUGGUAGAAAUAUCUAAAUUAAUAAAAUACAUUAUAAUUAAAUUAGAAAUAAAAUCUAUGAACUUGAUAUUUGA
Ichthyophthirius multifiliis is the source of this 1731-nucleotide messenger RNA. Its product is annotated as protein kinase domain protein. NCBI's taxonomy places the organism in Eukaryota, Ciliophora, Oligohymenophorea, Hymenostomatida. The record is from RefSeq and is a predicted model, not a curated record. Gene Ontology annotation, molecular function: ATP binding; protein serine/threonine kinase activity. Gene Ontology annotation, biological process: autophagy; autophagosome organization; peptidyl-serine phosphorylation. The transcript is spliced from 2 exons. Gene Ontology annotation, cellular component: cytoplasm; autophagosome.